AAUCGUGAUUUCGAUAAUUACCUUGCGGCUUGCAUAAACGUAUUUUUUUUUUAAAAAUAAUUACUUAUAUUUUUUCUGAGUGAACUGUGAAGUAGGUAGUGUACUAAAUAAUAAAUAUAAAUUAUAAAUCGUAUUCUGUAUGGUUGUUUCGGACAUUAUAUCAAUUAUUUUAAGAAUAGAAAAAACAACAUAUUCAAGAUGAGUAUUUUUAAUCUUGAAAAAAUGGUGGGAACCAUUGAUAAACUUAGUACUUCUCUAGAUGUAAUGUUAUGUUGCAAAGAUAGUGAAGGUGGACAAGAAAUAUUAGAAACGUGUGAACAAUUGGAUAGUUUAAUUAUGUCAUUUGACGAUCAGAUUAGUAUUCUCAAAGAUGCUCUAAUCAAAGAGAAAAACGCCCGUCAAUCGUCAUUUCAAAGACAGUUGGAUGAAUUGAAAACAAUUGAGGAAAGAUGUAACCACAUGAUAGUUUAUAUCCAAUUAAAUACUGAACUUGAAACUCAGCAGUAUAAUCAAAAUCAUGAAAUAAAAGAAUUUAAAGGAAAUAAUUCAAAUAAUAUGGCUAAUAUUUCAAUGUCACCUGUUCCAAAGUGGAAAGAUGGUCAUUCUCUAUCUGAGAACACUAUACACCAUACUACUAUGUCAAAUGGUACAAUAAUGAGUAACAGUAUGCUGGGACAGUCUUUAAAAUCUCAGGCUGCUAAACAAGUUCUUGAUAUUCCACUUCUAAAAUCUGUUAACAACGAUGAAAUGGAUUCUGUUCCAAAGUACAUGAAAGGUCGUUUAACUUCAUUAAAUGUGAAUGUUGUGAUAGAUGGUAUUAAUAUUGCAUUAGAAAAUAAAUAUGAAAUUUUGCAAAAGCCAAGAAAUUUAUUAAAAAAAAAAGAUCAAGAUAUUUACAACACGUGGAAAAUUCAGCAAAACGAUGUUGGACAAGGUCAAUACUUUGUAACUGCUGAUGAUAUUUCUAGAUUUGGUGAGACAAAAGUGGAUAAAACUACAUUAAACAUAAUUCCCAUAUUAAGACAUUUAAAACGAUUAAAAGAAUCUCGUACAGGUGGCUUUGUUUAUUAUAUACCAUACUAGAACAUUUAUAUUAGAAAGAAAGAAAAACAAUUAGAUAUUGUAAAAUAUAAUUUAAUUAACAGUUUAAUGAAUUUGUUAAAUUUUUAGUAUCUAGCUAUUGAAGCAGACACUAAAUAAUAUAAUGUAUAUCAUAUUAUGUAUUAUAAUUUAAAGCUAUACUUAUUUUUAUACAUACAAAUUUCCAAUGAUAAUUUUUUAUACAUGAUGUAUUUUUUUUUUAUAAAAACUAUUAAAAUAGCAAAUACAGAAAACAGUAUAUUCUUCAUAUUUUAUAUUAAUAUAUUAUCAAUAUUCUUAA
Acyrthosiphon pisum (pea aphid) is the source of this 1381-nucleotide messenger RNA. RefSeq names its product spindle and KT associated 1 (gene Ska1). Lineage: Eukaryota; Metazoa; Arthropoda; Insecta; Hemiptera; Aphididae. Gene Ontology annotation, biological process: chromosome segregation; cell division; regulation of microtubule polymerization or depolymerization. The record is from RefSeq and is marked validated. Gene Ontology annotation, cellular component: mitotic spindle; spindle microtubule; outer kinetochore. Gene Ontology annotation, molecular function: microtubule binding.